GUGAAAUUGAUCAAACCAAGGAGCUCUUGGAAAAAGGGGCAAGUUUUAAUGCAGAAAAUGAAUAUAAACGAACGCCACUACAUUUAGCUGCAUUAUUUGGUCGGAAGGAUGUGGUCGAACUUCUCAUCAGUCAUGGGGCUAGUGUUAAUGCAGAAGAUAUAAGAAAACGAACGCCACUACAUGAAGCUGCCUGUCGGGGUCGGAAGGAUGUGGUCGAACUUCUCAUCAGUGAUGGAGCUAGUGUUAAUGCAGAAGAUGAAGAUAAACGAACGCCACUACAUGAAGCUGCCAGAUGGGGUCGGAAGGAUGUGGUCAAACUUCUCAUCAGUCAUGGAGCUAGUUUUAAUGCAGAAGAUAAAGAUAAACUAACGCCACUACAUUACGCUGCCAUGAAGGGUAAUAAUAGCUGCAUAAAUUAAUUUUGAGGGAUUUCUACCAGAUGGCGUAACUUGUACUGUAACGCAUCGGACCAUACUGUAACUUUAUUCACGUGAAAGCCAAAUCAUUUGACAUUAGUUUUCAGAAUGUGUUAUUUUGUCAAAGUGUAAACAACAUAAUUUUUUCGCUUACAAUCAUGUCA
Molecule: messenger RNA, 580 nt
Organism: Contarinia nasturtii (swede midge)
Lineage: Eukaryota; Metazoa; Arthropoda; Insecta; Diptera; Cecidomyiidae
Product: 26S proteasome non-ATPase regulatory subunit 10-like
Exons: 4
Molecular function (GO): protein binding
Source: RefSeq, a predicted model, not a curated record